AUGAACGAGCUGGGGAAGUGUCUGCCCUCCCCGACCCUCCCGGGGCUCCAGCUGCCGUGCUUGUUGACCGGGACCUACAAAGGCUGGCUCUUUAAAUGGACCAACUACCUGAAGGGCUACCAGCGGCGCUGGUUCGUCCUCAGUAACGGCCUGCUGUCCUACUACAGGACUCAGGCAGAGAUGGCGCAUACCUGCCGGGGCACCAUUCCCUUGGCAACAGCACACAUCGAGGUGGGCGACACCUGCCACCUGGUGUUAACUAGCGGAGGCCGAAGCUACCACCUGAAGGCCACCUCUGAGGGAGAGUGUCAGCGAUGGGUCUCUGCCCUGCAGCAAGCCAGGGCCAACUCCACUCAGCUGAUGAAUCACUCAGAUGACUCUGGAGAUGAAGGCCCCGUACCCCAGGAGGACCGAGCCCUAACCCAAGGGGUGCUCAAGACUCUGGCCAGCAAGCUAGACGACCUGAGCACCUGUAAUGAGCUGAUAGGAAAGCACGGCGCCGCUCUCCAGCGCUCCCUCAGCGAACUCGAGGAACUGCGUGGAUCCGUCGAAAGCACAGACAGAGUGAAAGCUGUUAAUGAGCGAGCCACCCUUUUCCGCAUCACCUCCAAUGCUAUGAUCAAUGCUUGUCGUGACUUUCUGGACGUAGCAGAAUCUCACAGCCGGAGGUGGCAAAAGACCCUGAAGCAUGAGAGAGAGCAGCGUCACCAUCUGGAAGAGACCAUCGAACAGUUAGCCAAACAGCACAACAGCUUGGAGAGAGCCUGGAGGGAGAAUCCGACCUCAUACACAGGCGUGGAGCGCUCUCAGGAGGGGGACGCGAGCGAUGAGAAUGACGAGGCAGAGUUCUUCGAUGCCAUGGAGGACUCCCCUGCAUUCAUAACAGUGACUGCUAGUGGCAACAUACAGCACAAGCGCUCAGGGAGCAAUCAGAGUAUGAUGAGCGGAGGGAUGUCCAAUGACUGGACUCACAAUGAGAAUGACACCUCAGGCACAAACCACAUGCAGCUACGAAGACCAAGACGCAGUCGUAUUCCUGACAAACCAAAUUACUCCCUUAACCUUUGGAGCAUCAUGAAGAACUGUAUUGGAAAAGAUCUCUCCAAGAUACCCAUGCCUGUAAACUUCAACGAGCCGCUGUCGAUGCUACAGCGUCUGACUGAGGAUCUGGAGUACAGCGAGCUCCUGGACCGGGCGGCUCGUUGUGACUCCUCUCUGGAGCAGAUGUGCCUGGUGGCCGCCUUUUCUGUCUCCUCCUACUCCACCACAGUCCAUCGCACAGCCAAGCCCUUCAACCCUCUGCUGGGGGAGACUUACGAGCUGGACCGACUGGAGGAGUAUGGUUAUCGCUCCAUCUCAGAGCAGGUCAGUCAUCACCCACCAGCUGCUGCCCACCAUGUGACAUCACAGCGAGGAUGGACCCUGUGGCAGCAUAUUACUAUCGAUAGCAAGUUUCGGGGGAAAUAUAUUUCUGUCAUGCCAUUAGGAAACAUUCACCUGCAGUUCCACUCAAGCGGAAACCGCUACAUUUGGAGCAAAGUGACUUCAACGGUGCACAACAUCAUUGUGGGGAAACUUUGGAUUGAUCAGUCUGGGGACAUUGACAUUGUGAACAACACGACCAAGGACACCUGCCGUCUCAAAUUCUCCCCCUACAGCUACUUCUCCAGAGAUGUCCCACGUAAAGUGACAGGGGUGAUAGAGGACAGAGAGGGCACAGCCCAUUACAUCCUGUCAGGAACCUGGGACGACAAGAUGGAGAGUGCCAAAAUAGUAGACAGCAGCCAAGGAUGCGGCGGCUCUGAAGGCAAACAAAAGACAGUUUAUCAGACUCUUCAGCCCAAACUGUUGUGGAAAAAAUAUCCUCUCCCAGAUAAUGCAGAGAACAUGCAUUACUUCUCCUCCUUGGCUCUGACUCUCAACGAGCCAGAGGAGGGCAUUGCGCCCACUGACAGUCGUCUGCGGCCAGACCAGCGGCUUAUGGAGGCGGGCGUGUGGGAUGAAGCAAACACCCAGAAGCAGCGUCUGGAGGAGUGUCAGAGGCUGGAGAGGAAAAGAAGGGAGGCGCAAUCCAAUCAGGCCCUGGAGGAAGGGCAAGACAUCGAGGUCUACCAGCCAAUGUGGUUUGAGAAGAGAGCAGAUGAUUCAACGGGAGAUAGCACCUACGUCUACAGGGGCGGCUACUGGGAGGCUAAAGACAGACAGGACUGGAGCCUAUGCCCUGACAUCUUCUAGGACUAAAGUUCCCCUUACACCGUGGCAUCAGACAGGUUGAGUGGUUCCUCCUGAUGUAAGGAUACUCCGUGACUUAUGGACAGUUGUUUGUGUGUGGAAUGAGUGAGUGAGUGAGCCAGGUGCUGAAAGAAGCCGUCACACUCCCAGAAUUUUAAGCACCGCUUCCACUUACUAAUCUACUCUCUUCUGCUCUACUAUAACUUGUUUUUCCAGAAUGCAUGGCCUCAGUUUGUGUGUGUACGCUUAUUCAGCACCGUAUAGAACGGAUUCAUGAGAGUACAUCAAGUUCUUAUGUGUGUGGGGCUGCACCAAAACACACAUGUUUCAAUGUGUGCAUGGGGAUAACUUGGGGACAAGGAGCGCCGCGGUUGUUUUGGUACAAGCACUGAAUGUCUUGUUCUCCUCAAAGUUGGAACAACAUGUUCCUCUUCAUGCUGGGCUCUGACAGAGACACCCGGCAUUUAAAGGACCGUAGCAGGACUACGCAUUCUUCUGUGCUUAAAGGCUUUUUCACAGCAGCAUUUCAUUUAUUGUUCCCCCGGAUUUUGGGGAAUUUUUACUAUUUUGCCCAAACUGUAUCUUGAAGGAUUUACUUUGGAUGGACUACUGCCUGAAUACACCAUGCUGUUUUAUAGACAACCGCUGCUUCCCACAUGAUCUUGAAAUUAUGUUUCUGUUUGCAUUAAAGGAGCACUACACUA
Sebastes umbrosus (honeycomb rockfish) is the source of this 2936-nucleotide messenger RNA. RefSeq names its product oxysterol-binding protein 2-like. The transcript is spliced from 14 exons. NCBI's taxonomy places the organism in Eukaryota, Metazoa, Chordata, Actinopteri, Perciformes, Sebastidae. Gene Ontology annotation, cellular component: cytosol; membrane; intracellular membrane-bounded organelle. The record is from RefSeq and is a predicted model, not a curated record. Bases 1 to 2235 code for a protein of 744 amino acids. Gene Ontology annotation, molecular function: cholesterol binding.